This is a messenger RNA of Cannabis sativa, 1449 nucleotides long. RefSeq names its product GRIP and coiled-coil domain-containing protein C27D7.02c. The transcript is spliced from 12 exons. Lineage: Eukaryota; Viridiplantae; Streptophyta; Magnoliopsida; Rosales; Cannabaceae. The record is from RefSeq and is a predicted model, not a curated record. The coding region runs from base 255 to 1112 and encodes 285 amino acids.
AUUAUUAGACGGGAAUGGGGUAUAAAUAGGUAGGGAGAUGGGGACGCCUGUACAUUAACCGCCAAUUUCCAUCUCCAUUUUCUACUCAUUUGAAACAAAGGCAACACAGAAAAAAGAAAACGCAGAGCAGGAGGCGCGCGCGCGUUCUGCCCUUCCUCUCAUCGGCGUGAAAUUCGCCUCUACCGUCGGCAACGUUUCUUACUACAGCUCCGGAGGUUUCAUCUUUAACAGACCGGUAGAGAUUUGAAUUGGAAAUGGAGGACUACUUGCACUAUAUGAAGACCUUGCGCUCCCAAAUGAACGAUGUGGAAGAUCAGGCGGCGAAGGUCUCAGUGGAAGAACAAACGCAAUUGACGACACUUCACACUUUUGAGAACGAUCUUAGUUAUGCAAAAUCACAAGUAGAUCAAUUCAAUAAGGAUAAUGAAGCAAUGUUGAAGACAAAGGGCGAGAUAUGCUCUAAAAUAUUGGAAAAUCAUAGGAAAAUAUCUUCUUUAGAGUCCGAUUCAUCCACUCUUUCUCAGACUUUGGAGCUUAUUCAACAAGAAAGAAUUAGCGUAUCUGCCAAGCUGACGGAGAAAAGGACUUACUACCUCAAAGUUGCAGAAGACAUAAAUGCUAGAUUACAGGAUCAAAUGGACUCCUUCAAAACUCUCAUGACUGGGAUAGAAACAAGAAAUCUGGGAAUGGUUAUGGAUAAUUUGGAUAAACAAAUGCAUAAAUCUGAAGGGGAGUAUAGCUCUAUCAACCUGCUCAAGGCCGACCAUCUGGAAAAUAGUUCUACAAAAAGUUCAAAUGCCAAGUUGGAAUCAGUUAAGGCCAAGCUUGCAGAAAUAACGGAGAUAAAAUUGAAACUUGUUAUGGAGAACAAAAAGAUGGAACAGGCCAUUGACCUAGUCAAUUGUAGAGCAAUUGAUUGUCAGCCUGAACUGAGGGCAAUGGAUAUAAAGACUCUAGAAGAGGAACACAAUGCUCUUUUAUCUGAUAAAGCAGGAGAGACUGAGUACUUGAAAUCCCUGCGGGAACAAGUUGAAAAACUUAAGGGAAUUUCUCUUGUUGCUAAAUGCUCUUGCGGAGAGGAGUAUAGAGUUCAGACAGACCUAUCUGCAUAACAAAAUGGGAAGCAUGGCUAGAUGAGCUUGGUUGGGUAACUGUUGAAAACAGAAUUUUUGAGGGUAAGCAGAAUUUUUAUAUCAUGUACAUGGCAAUGCUUUCAUAUUAGAAGAAGUUAAACUUGCUACACUAUCGGCGAUGCUCUACAUUGGCCAUUUUUGAACAUAAUUGAUCAAUUUGUUCUGACAAAAUGCUGACAAUGGACUCAAAAGAGCAACAUUAGUAUUGUAUUUCUAAUUUUGCAAGUCAUAACCAUGGCCGUUAUCUGUGAUUAAAACUUGUACAAAUAAAACAAAUGGUUUUCUUAUGAAUGUCUAAUUAAAGAGAUUAGCAAUA